Striga asiatica is the source of this 423-nucleotide messenger RNA. The record is from the annotation of a GenBank genome assembly. Lineage: Eukaryota; Viridiplantae; Streptophyta; Magnoliopsida; Lamiales; Orobanchaceae.
AUGGAUGCAUUUGUUGGGAAAGGAGCAUUCGUAUUCCCGCAGUCUAUGAUCCGGAUCAGGCCUUUUGCAUCACUCUUCGCUGAUAAUCGCAAACCAUCACUAGGCCUCAAAUUAACCCACACCCCCCCUGGAAAGGCGGCUUGGCAUUUACGAAUCACUAAGAACGAGCCAAAGAUACAAGCCGGAAUGACGAGACGUAUGAAAGCACAGAUCGGCCCCUAUCACUUAAAGCUCUCGCACGGGGGGUACCAGGAUGUAGAAGUAGGGGAUGGGAUGACGACCCUGAAGACAGAAACUGACCUAUCCAAGGAAAUACCUGAAGAGACUGACGCAAUCCGGGUUGAAUUAGAGACAGGUCCAGGCGGUCUGGCAGCGAAGUCUGCUGGCAAUUCCUCCACUAUUCAAGAAAAUGGUGUCAGUUGA